AUGGAGCCCGGCAGGUCGGUGCCGGCGGAGCUGAAGCUCCGCAAGCCCUCGCAGCGGGCCAGGAUCCCGGCGCCCUUCCUCGCCCACGCGGACGGGGCGCCUGGGCCGGCGGGGCCCCCCGGGCCGGACCCCGCGGAGGUAGACGCGGAAUCGCUGGUGCCCACGCACGAUGAGCGGGGCCGGCUCAUCCCCGAGUGGAAGCGGCAGGUGAUGGUGCGGCGGCUGCGGGCCCGGCUGGAGAGCGAGGACCCGGCGGGAGGGCAGGUACGAGGGGCACGGGGAGUGCAGGGGGCGCGGGCUGUCGGAAGUCGCUGACCGCUUCUCCCGCAGGAUGCAGCCUCCUGGAGCUUCUCGGCCUCCCACCAAGCCGUGCUGGGCCCAUUCGGGGAGCUGCUGACCGAGGCAGACCUGCAUCAGCUGGAGAGGGCGGUGGAGAGCCUGCGGCUGCGGCGGCGUGGCGAGGUGUACCAGGGCGAGCUGCGGCGCCUGGUGCGGGAGCUCCGCGCCCUCUUGCCCGCCCCGCUGCUCAGCAUCUCGGUCCGCAGCCCCCCGCCUGCCCCGGGGCAGCCCCUGCCGCUCUGGUUCAGCCGCCUGGCCGGCGCCGUCAACAGCCUGGCCGCGCUGCUGGGCAGCGCCGAGGGGCUGCGGGAUCCCUGCGCUGCCGCCGCCGCGCCCGCCGCUCUCCCCGCGGCCGUCGGGCAUCCCCGGGAGCCCGGGGGCAGCCUGGCGCAGCGGGAGAUCCGCCAGUGCGGGGUCUGCGUCCGCAGCCUGCGCGGCGCCUUCGAGCCCGCCUGGGGCGCGGCGGGGAGCGCGGCCGCGGGCGGCGAGGCGGAGGCGGCCAGCGACUCGGGCAUCAGCUGCGAGGAGGCGUUUUCCGACGGCGGCGGCGGCUCCCCGCGGCACGGGAAGGGGCCGGGGCCGGAGUGGGGCAGCUUGAGGAAGGAACGGAUCGUGAUGCUGUUCCUGAGCCACUGGAGACGCUCCGCGUACGCGCCCCUACGGCCCGGCGCCGGGGAGCCGCGGGAGGCGGCGGGGAGCGGGGCCCGGGCGGCGGCGCGCCUGGCGCGGCAGAGAGCGGCCAUCCAGAGGCUGCUGAGCGGCUGGAGGGACGCUGCCGCCCGCCGGCCCCCGCCGCCGCCCCCCGCCCGCACCCUGCUCUCCCCGGAGCAGUUCGUGCCGGCGGCGGGGGGCGGCCCGGCCGAGUACGACAGCCUGUCGCUGGAGCUGUUCAUGCUGGGCUAUUUCCGCAUCUUGGAGCAGGACCUGCCCCCCGAGGAGCGCCGAGGCCGCCACCUGCUCUGUUUCGAGGUGUUCGAGCAGCUGGGCCGGCACGGCUGGCGGGCGGUGCGCGCCUUCCACCGCGCCGUCAUCGACGAGAUCGCGGCCGGGCGGCGCGGCUGGCGCGACGGCUUCGACGACAUCAAGGCGCGGUACUUCGGGACUCUGCACAGCCCGGCCCCGCGGCCGGCACAGCCCGCGGAGGAGGGGGACGAGAUUUGUCGCUACAUCGAUCGCAGCUUCGCCUUUUGGAAGGAGAAGGAGGCCGAGAUCUUCAGCCUGGAGGAGUGAUGCCGAGGGGCUUCGGAGGCCGCGGGCUGCAAUAAAAACCUUCUCGGUUCUGUCCCAGCUGAGCGAGGCUUUCCGGGGCGGUGAAGAAAGCUGCUAAGCUGUGCGGGCCGCCUCAGCAGCCAGCUCCCCCUGUCCCAGGGCGGGUGUUUCGGGCCCCGGCUGCCGCCGAGUGAGAUAACCACCUAUAUUUAUAGCGGCAGCGGCAGGGCGAGCCGGAGGAGCGAGGAGGGGCGAGCUGGGACCCCCUGCUGCCCAUGGGGUGGAGGGAGGAU
Oenanthe melanoleuca is the source of this 1841-nucleotide messenger RNA. RefSeq names its product espin like (gene ESPNL). Gene Ontology annotation, cellular component: cytoplasm. Gene Ontology annotation, molecular function: actin filament binding. The transcript is spliced from 2 exons. Lineage: Eukaryota; Metazoa; Chordata; Aves; Passeriformes; Muscicapidae. Gene Ontology annotation, biological process: actin filament bundle assembly. The record is from RefSeq and is a predicted model, not a curated record.